Molecule: messenger RNA, 1686 nt
Organism: Macrosiphum euphorbiae (potato aphid)
Lineage: Eukaryota; Metazoa; Arthropoda; Insecta; Hemiptera; Aphididae
Source: the annotation of a GenBank genome assembly
AUGCCAAACAAAUAUAAAAGGGCCGUAGGCUCUCGAACAUACAGGAAUUAUACAGAUGAAAUUUUAAAAACAUGUUUGAAUGAUAUAAUUAACAAAAAAAUCACCCAAAGAGAGGCUGAAAAACUGUAUAACAUACCACGGCGUACACUCAAUUAUAAGUUAAAAAAACAACAUGGCAAUCAUUGGGGUCGUCCAACUAUCUUCUCAGAAGAGGAAGAAAAAUGUUUCACAAGUCAUGUUAUAUUAAUGUGUGAUUAUGGAUUUCCUGUGGAUAAGACUGAUUUUCGAUAUAUAGUUAAGUCAUAUUUAGAUAGACUAGGAAAAAAAGUAAAUACAUUUAAAAACAAUUUACCAGGACUUUCAUGGGUUUCAAAUUUUUUAAAACGUAAUAAACCCUUAUCAUAUCGUUUGUCCACAAAUAUAAAGAGAUCUAGAGCAGCGGUAAAUGAAGAUAUUAUAAGACAGUAUAUAAAUAAUUUACAGAAGACUAUUGGUGAUGUUCUUCCGGAAAAUAUAUAUAAUUACGAUGAAACGAACCUCACUGAUAACCCUGGCCAAAAAAAGGUAAUUGUCAAAAGAGGCAGUAAGUAUCCCGAAAGGAUUUGUAAUACUUCAAAGGUGAGUAUUAGUCUUAUGAUGUGUGGUAAUGCUGCUGGGAAAUUAUUGCCUCCUUAUGUAGUUUAUAAGGCUAAAGGGCUAUGGCAACCAUGGACCGAAGGUGGGCCUACUGGAUGUCGAUACAAUGCAAGUCCUUCUGGAUGGUUUGACGCAAGUAUAUUUUGUGAUUGGUUUGAUAAAGUUUUAAUAAGGAAUUUAAAAAAAACACCUGGUAAAAAGGUUGUGAUUGGAGACAAUUUAUCAUCUCACAUAUCUCCAUAUAUAAUAGAUAAGUGUAAACAAGAAAAUAUUUACUUUAUAUGUUUACCACCGAAUAGCACACACCUGACACAACCUCUAGAUGUUGCUUUUUUCCACCCAAUGAAGGUUGCAUGGAGGAAAAUCCUUUCUGACUGGAAAACAACUCCAGAAGGAAUACAAAAUGCAACGCUUCAAAAACAGUCCUUUCCAAAACUACUAAAAAAGUUAUUAGAUGUAUUAAAACUUAAUAUGGAGUCGACAUUAAAAAAUGGAUUCAGAAAGUGUGGAAUUUUCCCAUGUAAUGCAGAUGAAUUAUUGGCUAGACUCCCACAAGCUAUAAAUGUAAGCUCUACAGUUGAAGAAUCAUUUAUAGAGCACCUAAACAAUAAAAGGUCUGAAACUACUCAAACAAAAAAGCAAAUAAGAAAGAAGUUAAAAAUUGCACCUGGUUUGAGCUAUGCCCAUGAAGGAGACAGUUCAGAUAUUGAUGAACCUGAACCAAAUAACAAUGAAGAUGUGGGGCAAAACUUAGCUGUAGAAGAUGAUCUAGACAUAUUCUGCCCAGUAAGUGAAAAUGGCAAGUAUUCAAUCAAUGAUUUUGUGAUUUUUAAAUAUGAUGAAACUUUGUACCCUGGUCGCAUAAUAAAUACAACAGAAAAUGGUGCUUUUAUUCAGUCCAUGGAAAAAUCUAAAAAAUAUUAUAGAUGGCCAGUUAAAACUGACGAGAUGUUUUAUAGUUGGAUACAUAUAAUGAUGAAAAUAAAUCCACCAACACUCAUCAGAAGAGGCUAUUUUAAAGUAAAUGAACUUGAAGAGUACACAGAAUAA